Molecule: messenger RNA, 1638 nt
Organism: Brienomyrus brachyistius
Lineage: Eukaryota; Metazoa; Chordata; Actinopteri; Osteoglossiformes; Mormyridae
Exons: 2
Coding region: 31-1296 (421 amino acids)
Molecular function (GO): protein binding
Source: RefSeq, a predicted model, not a curated record
CACAGACACAUACACACAUUCCCCUUUAUCAUGGUCACAUGUAUUAGUGGCCCCAGGUUCUUCUGUGAUCCCGCAGUUUCAGUGCCUGUAGAUGGCGCUGCUGUUCCCCCAUCACACCACAGAGAGGACAGAGCCAUCGGACCGAAGGCUGCCUGGACUCACUGCACUCUGGGUUCAUCACACCGACGGAGAGGACAGAGGCAUCGGACCGAAGGCUGCCUGGACUCACUGCACUCUGGGUUCAUCACACCGACGGAGAGGACAGAGCCAUCGGACCGAAGGCUGCCUGGACUCACUGCACUCUGGGUUCAUCACACCGACGGAGAGGACAGAGGCAUCGGACCCGAAGGCUGCCUGGACUCACUGCACUCUGGGUUCAUCACACCGACGGAGAGGACAGAGCCAUCGGACCGAAGGCUGCCUGGACUCACUGCACUCUGGGUUCAUCACACCGACGGAGAGGACAGAGCCAUCGGACCGAAGGCUGCCUGGACUCACUGCACUCUGGGUUCAUCACACCGACGGAGAGGACAGAGCCAUCGGACCGAAGGCUGCCUGGACUCACUGCACUCUGGGUUCAGCACACCGACGGAGAGGACAGAGGCAUCGGACCGAAGGCUGCCUGGACUCACUGCACUCUGGGUUCAGCACACCGACGGAGAGGACAGAGGCAUCGGACCGAAGGCUGCCUGGACUCACUGCACUCUGGGUUCAUCACACCGACGGAGAGGACAGAGGCAUCGGACCGAAGGCUGCCUGGACUCACUGCACUCUGGGUUCAUCACACCGACGGAGAGGACAGAGGCAUCGGACCGAAGGCUGCCAGGACUCACUGCACUCUGGGUUCAUCACACCGACGGAGAGGACAGAGGCAUCAGACCGAAGGCUGCCAGGACUCACUGCACUCUGGGUUCAUCACACCGACGGAGAGGACAGAGCCAUCGGACCGAAGGCUGCCUGGACUCACUGCACUCUGGGUUCAGCACACCGACGGAGAGGACAGAGCCAUCGGACCGAAGGCUGCCUGGACUCACUGCACUCUGGGUUCAUCACACCGACGGAGAGGACAGAGGCAUCGGACCGAAGGCUGCCUGGACUCACUGCACUCUGGGUUCAGCACACCGACGGAGAGGACAGAGGCAUCGGACCGAAGGCUGCCUGGACUCACUGCACUCUGGGUUCAGCACACCGACGGAGAGGACAGAGCCAUCGGACCGAAGGCUGCCUGGACUCACUGCACUCUGGGUUCAUCACACCGACGGAGAGGACAGAGGCAUCGGACCGAAGGCUGCCUAGACUCACUGCACUCUGGGUUCAGCACACCGACGGCUCAUUAAGUUACUUUUCAUUGUCAUUUUUCUGGGACCCUAACCCUAACCCUGACUCACUUAGAUGUUGUUCAUACAGCACGCCAUUAAAAAUGCCCUUCAUUGGUAGUGACUGCCUUGCAGGAGUGACCUCAUCAGCAUCACUAACACUGCUUUGUGCUUCUGUCUCAGGGUCAAGGAGGUGCUGGCCAGUACCAGCUUACUUCCCUGGGAGCUGGUCUACGUCUUUCAGCAGGUACUGCGAGAUUUCCUCUGCAGGGAGGAGGUGGAGGAGGCGGGGCCUGCGCUGGCCUGGGCCAGUCGCUGUCCG